AUGAAACGUGACCUAGAGCUGAAGCCUGUUGGAGUUUUAGAGGUGAAACUUGUGCAAGCAAAAGAGUUGACAAAUAAGGAUUUCAUUGGGAAGUCUGAUCCUUUUGCUGUGUUAUACAUACGCCCGCUGCGUGAUAGAAUGAAAACUAGCAAAACAAUCAACAAUCAGUUGAAUCCGGUGUGGAAUGAACACUUUGAAUUUAUAGUUGAAGAUGCAUCCACACAGAACUUGGUGGUAAAAGUUUAUGAUGAUGAAGGGCUUCAGACAGAAGAACUCAUUGGAUGUGCUCAAAUACGGCUAAAUGAUCUUGAGCCUGGUAAAAUAAAGGACGUGUGGUUGAAAUUAGUUAAGGAUUUGGAGGUCCAAAGAGAUAUCAAAAACAGGGGUCAGGUGCACUUGGAGCUAUUGUACUAUCCUUUUGGCAUGAAGAAUGGGUUUACUAACCCUUUUACCCCAGACUUUUCAAUGACCUCAUUGGAAAAGGUUCUUAAAAGUGGUGUGGAAGGAAAGGAAGCUUCUGAAAAUGGAAUAGAUGUAAAACACAAAAGAAGGGAAGUUAUUGUAAGAGGAGUACUUUCUGUUACUGUGAUAUCUGCAGAAGACUUGCCACCAGCAGAUCUAAUGGGGAAGGCUGACCCCUAUGUAGUUCUCACCAUGAAAAAAACAGAAACAAAAAAGAAAACCUGGGUGGUAAACGAAAAUCUAAAUCCUGUAUGGAAUCAAACUUUUGACUUUGUCGUUGAGGAUGGAUUACAUGAUAUGCUAAUUCUGGAAGUCUGGGACCAUGAUACAUUUGGGAAGGUAGAAAUUCCUGCUUGUUAUAUCCUUUUUUGCUUUCAUUCAUUAAUAGGAUGAUUGAUGUGAAGUUAUGAACCAUGUUUAUUGAUUGACAUGAAUGAGAAGUAGCUGUACAACACUAAUAGACCAUUG
Molecule: messenger RNA, 930 nt
Organism: Camellia sinensis
Lineage: Eukaryota; Viridiplantae; Streptophyta; Magnoliopsida; Ericales; Theaceae
Source: RefSeq, a predicted model, not a curated record